CUUAUCACAUCUCAUACAGUAUACACUAUUCUUGAUCUUGUUCUCGAAUCGAAAUGAAAGUACUUCGAAGUAACGGGAAGUAUAGUAAAAUUAAGUGAAUCAAGCAAAAAUAUUAUUCUUGCUCAAAAAAAAAAAAAAAAUAUCGUUCUAUAAUCUGAAAAUCUAAAAAUAUAAAUCGAAAACUCGUUGUGUUAUUUAAUUCAGCGUUAUUUCUAGUUUAUUUCAAUCUUUCAAUCUUUUAAAGAAAAACUUAUUUUAUGUAAACAAAAAUUAAAUUUUAACUUUAGAUUAUAUUAAUAAUUUCGUAGUGCGUAUUAAUUUAUUUUAUUUAUAAUUUAUCUCAUUUGCUUCAAAAAAAAUCUCGCUUCGAGCAAGAGAAAAACUUGUUUUACAUUAUUUGUAGAUUUAAUCACUUAAGAAAAAUUUUAAAAGAGAGGGGAUUAGAGAUAUAAAAGCAAUAAAUAGUUGCUCAAUUAAUAUAAUAUAAUUCUCUUUUGAAGAGAGAAAUUAAUACAAGAAGAAAUUGCAAAGAACACGGAUGAACGUAUGAGAGAAAUCAUUAAUUCCCGGUGAAUAAAUCAAGAAAAAAACACGGAAACAUGGAAUCGUGUAUGACGACAAGUUGUUCGCCGAUGCUACACUCGUCGCCAGUUUGCAUCUUUACUUUAUUUCUACAAACGUUGGAGGCAUCCUAUUAUGGAUUAAGUAAUCCGAAUACAUACCCCAGAAAUCGCAAACAAGAGAUUUUAGAUUCGAAAAUAGAAUUCGAUUUUGUGAUCGUUGGUGGUGGAAGUGCGGGAUCUGUUUUGGCUCGCAGAUUAACGGAAGUGGAGGAUUGGAAAGUUUUGUUGGUCGAAAGAGGAGGGUAUCCUUUACCCGAAACCGAGAUUCCUGGUUUCUUCGCCAAUAAUUUGGGUUUGAAACAGGAUUAUGCUUACAAGGUGGAGAAUCAAGAGGAAGCCUGCUUGAGCCAAGUCGACAAACGAUGCAGAUGGUCGAAGGGUAAAGCCCUUGGUGGAAGUUCCGUUAUCAACGCCAUGUUCUACAUCUUUGGCAACAAAAGAGAUUUCGACACUUGGGAAAAUAUAGGAAACCCUGGAUGGAAUUACGAACAAGUACUCCCGUAUUUUAGAAAAUCGUUGAGCUGUUCACCCGAAUUCAUAGCCAAAUACGGUACCGAUUAUUGCGGGACAGACGGUCCUUUAAAAAUCAGAAAUUACAAUUACACUGAAACAGACGCGAUAAACAUAUUGUCGGAAGCCGUGCAGCAGGCGGGAUACGACAUUCUCGAGCCAGUGAACUGUGAUCGCUUUAUCGGGUUUGGAAGAGCGAUGGGCAACAUCGACAAUGGGCAACGGCAAAGUUGUGCGAAAGCUUUCCUCUCCCCGGUGAAAAACAGAGAGAAUCUGUACGUGAUGACGUCGAGCAGAGUGGACAAGAUUCUGUUCGAGGGUGAACGCGCGGUCGGUGUACGAAUCACUUUGGACAACGACGAGCCGAUUGAAGUGAAAGCGACGAAGGAAGUGAUUCUGUCGGCGGGGAGUAUAGCCAGCCCACAGAUACUGAUGCUCUCGGGAAUCGGGCCGAAAGAGCAUUUGAAUAAAAUGGGAAUACCCACUCUCGUCGAUCUGCCUGUCGGGAUGAAUCUUCAAGAUCACGUGUCGUGGUUAUCGUUUUACUUGAGGUACACGAACGAAUCGAUCACACCUCCUUUCGACGAGAAGAAUCAGUUGGAUGACGCUGUUUACGAGUAUUUGAAACAAAAUACUGGCCCGUUACGCACCCUUCCAGUCGAAUUCACCGGUUUCGUGGACGUGAACGAUCCUCAUUCCAAGUAUCCGAACGUUCAAUUUAUCUUCAUGCCGGUACAAUUUUUAAGCCAGUUAAGAGAUUACCUACGUGCCUUCAAUGUGGACAAUGAUCUGAUAAAAAAGAUAGAAAACGAUGUGAAGGAAAUGAAAAUAAUUUUUUCUUCAGCUACGUUAUUGAAACCUUUGAGCCGAGGUUUUCUCGAGUUGCGUAGCACGAAUCCGGCCGAUCCUGUCAAGAUUUAUCCGAAUUACUUCGCCGAGAAGGAAGAUUUCAACACGUUGUUGAAAUCUGUGAAUGUCAUUAAGAAUCUCUUAAACACCAAGGUUCUGAAGAAGUAUAAUAUGAAAUUAUUUUAUCCCGACAUUCCCGGAUGUCGGCACACGAAGCCAGGUACCGAUGAAUAUUGGGAAUGCAACCUGAAAUACUUGUCCACCACGUUGUUUCAUCCGUGUGGGACGGCCAUGAUGGGACCGGCUAACGAUUCCAGAGCCGUUGUGGAUUCGAGGUUGAAAGUGCACGGUGUCGAAAAUUUGCGAGUGAUCGAUGCGUCGAUCAUGCCGGAAGUAACGAGCGGGAAUACUAAUGCGCCGACUAUAAUGAUCGGGGAGAAGGGAGCGGAUAUAAUUAAAGAGGAUUGGGGCAUAAAGAUAUAAAGAUGUUGAAGAAAUUGGGGCAUAAAGAUAAAAUCGUGUAAACGAUUUUAUUAUUUUAUCAUAUGCGACCCGUGCUACAAUGUGUAUUUACUGUUGAAUUAUUUUUGGGAAUCGUGACUCAUACGAAUGGCAAUUUUCAAUUAUACCUGGAUUUUAUAAUAUGAUAAUACUUGAGUCCACAUUCCGAAGUUUCUUUUUGCAACAUUUUGCAAAAAAUUCGAGUCUUAUUUCACAAGCAUUCGAACAGAAGUUUUCUAGUUUCUAGAUUAAUUAAAAUAAUUAGUAUGAUUUGAUGUUGAUUUGAAUUGAUUUGAAUAAAAUAAAAUUCAUCAAUAUCGGAAAAACUUAAUUAUCAUUAUUAUAAUACGUUAUAAUACGUAAUAAUCUUACGUAAUAGAAAUUCUCAAUCAAUUUUCAUUUGAGAAACAUGUUUGUAAAAUUUAUGAAAUUUUAUGAAUUAUUAUCUGUAUCUAUUAUGUAAAUGUAUCUAUUAUGUAAUGUAAAAAGAAAAUUAAAACAAUUUUAUUUAAAAUAAACGGAGAAAAACGAAA
Apis mellifera (honey bee) is the source of this 3016-nucleotide messenger RNA. RefSeq names its product glucose dehydrogenase [FAD, quinone]. Gene Ontology annotation, molecular function: ecdysone oxidase activity; flavin adenine dinucleotide binding. The transcript is spliced from 3 exons. Bases 600 to 2465 code for a protein of 621 amino acids. The record is from RefSeq and is a predicted model, not a curated record. Lineage: Eukaryota; Metazoa; Arthropoda; Insecta; Hymenoptera; Apidae.